AUGAAGUACCACUUUACAAUUGACGAAUCACCCCUACGAUCCCCUCGGACUCGUCAGACGCCCUUUUCUGCUACUGUUGUCACUUCAAGUCUGGAUGCAGAACUAUAUUACGUAAGGGAUGGUGUCGUGAACAACUAUGCUACUGGGUUCGUUGUGCCUGUACCAGCACAUAUUGCAGACCUCGAGUUUAUGUGGCAGGGAUUGGGAAGAAAACCGCUGCCGUAUGUGAUGGGUAUAGACUAUGACGUCAGAGCAGCGAGAACCGCCAUGCUGCCGCCACAAGUUAAUAUUUCCGAGAGAGGAUUCGUGCCUACAACUCAGCAAACAUUUCGAAUUCGCCUGCCAUGCACGGGAGCUGUGAAUCAAGAGAUUUUAGUAUUGAUACAGUUAAAUAUAUCGUCAGCUGAUCGCUCAAAUAAGGACGUGCGCCUACUUUUCAAGAGGAACAAAAUUUGUUUAGCUGGCGUAUCAACAAUAGUCACUCAAAACGAAACUGCAAGAUUAGCGGGGGACGCGGGACGUAACUCAGGUGGAGUGCUAUUUGCUGCUGGCGGUUGUGCCGCAGCAGCAUUGCUGUUACUCGCCGGAGUAGCCGCCGCGGGGACGUUAUAUAAGCGCGGGAACAAAGCAAGACAUCAUGAUUCCAUACACACAUCAUACACGACGGCAGCAUAUCAGUAUGGUAGCCAUCAAAACGUUCUUCUUCGAUUGGACACACUCGGCCGCCCACCAAGUUCUACGGGAUCUUACGCGACUAUAGCGAGUCUACAUAAGUUUCCAUUCGGGAGUCGAAGAUCACCAUCUCCAUACGCAACCACACACAUCAGUGAUCACGUGUACGCGAAGCCGGAGUCACGUGUGUCCUACUACGCUGCCUCUAACUUAACACAUGUCUCACAGCAAACAAUAACGAAAGAUCGUGUUACGGAUCCGGCGGAACAGCUUCGGUUACUAACCACGCCUCGAUCGAACAUUCGGCUCGAGAUUCUGGUCCAAGAAGGCACUUUUGGGCGAAUUUAUAAGGGCGUGUUCAAGAGAGGAGAUACGUAUGAAGAGGUCCUAGUGAAAACUGUGUCAGAGUAUUUAUCAUUGACGCUUGUAGAUGCUGCAUCAGCCAUGCAAGCGGCUUUAUUAGUAGCUGAAGGUCUACGGUUCUUCGGUCUGGUGCAUGCAAAUGUGCUAUCUCCAAUGGCAGCCUGCGCAGAAGAAGCUAGAAAACCACUCUUAGUAUAUUUUUGCGUAUCACACUCUUCUAAUCUUAAAAGAUAUCUAACGUCAUGUCGGCUGGGACAACAAACGUCUCCGGCAACUCGAGAAUUGGUGGACCUAGGAGCUCAGCUUGCGUGUGGCCUCUCAUUCUUACACGUGCAAAGAGUAGUCCAUGCUGAUGUUGCAUCCAGGAACUGCAUAGUGGAUGAGAAGUUAAGACUAAAGGUGACGGACACGGGUCUAUCACGUGAUCUCUUCCCUGAUGACUACCACUGUCUCGGUGACAACGAAAACCGACCAGUGAAAUGGAUGGCACCCGAAGCACUUCUUCACAACCAGUACACUACAGCUGCUGAUGUGUGGUCAUUAGGAGUAACGCUAUGGGAGUUAGCGACCUUGGGGUCAUCACCUCUAGCCGAGUUGGAUCCAGCUGAUGUUGGAGCUUUUCUUACUGGCGGGUACCGACCAGCGCAACCGCAUAACUGUCCUGACGAAUUGUACGGUCUAAUGUGUUGGUGUUGGACGACAUCUGCCGCCGCCCGCCCUUCGGCGCCGCAAUUACUCGCCGCCCUACACGACUUUCGGCAAGCUCUUAGCACUUAUAUCUAA
This is a messenger RNA of Pieris macdunnoughi, 1818 nucleotides long. The record is from the annotation of a GenBank genome assembly. Lineage: Eukaryota; Metazoa; Arthropoda; Insecta; Lepidoptera; Pieridae.